AUGAUAAGUAAAGUCAGUGAAUAUACUGAACAAUCGGCAUUAACAAGAAGAAGUGUCGGUGACAAUGAACGUCGCAUUACGGAAAUACAUACCGCACCAGCAGCUAGAAUCACCGAUCGUAUAUCACGUUUUGAAACUGGUGAUCAACAACAAUCAACUCAACGAGGCAUCUCGUUAACAAAACAAACGAUCGAUAGAGAAUCAAUCGAUAAACGUCGACAAAUUUACGAAACAGAUAUGGAAAAACGUCCCACACAGGGAUGGACGGCUGAUCGUACACUAACUGAUGUCCAACGGCCGUAUGAUACAGCUGAUUUUCGUCGACGAUUAGAAGACACAGUCAGCGGUACUGUCAUUCCUCCACCUCUUUCACCAUCACCAAAAGAUAUUCCCACAAUAUCAUCAAAGUCAACGACACGUGUUCAAUCAACCGAUCGUCUCGGUCGUUCAGGAUUCGAUGCUGUUAAAUCAGCGUUAGAAUCCUCAAUGACAAAACCGACCACACCGCAUACAUCAAUUGAUAUAACAAUAAAAGAAAAACGACCAUCAGGCUAUAAUGCACAAACCGGUAUGGUAUCGUCAAUUGAUUCGGAUUUAUCUGUGGGUGGUCCAUCUUCACCUCCAAUCUAUCAGAGUACACCAAAACCAAAAGAUGAUUUUAAUUUGUAUAAAAAACCGGAUGGAAAUGAAUCUGAGGAUGAAUUAAGUGAAAAAGAACAGGAAGAAACGACAACUGUUACCGAAAUGACACCAUCCGUGAGACAAAGACGACGUUCCAGAAAUCGUCUAAGAGAUUUUUCUAGUAGUACACCGGGACACGCGACAACAUUUAAUGAAACAAAUAUGGAAAAUCUAUUAUCCCAUGUCCCCAUCAGUAAAGGAAAAGGAUUAUUGAUUGAAUUAUCACCGCAUGUAUCCGACUCGCAAAUGCCAACAAAAUCACAUUUGAAACCAACUAGCUCCGAUAGUGGUAUAUUUGACUAUUCAACAGCGACAAGUAUCGGUCGACCAUCAUGGAUGAAUACAUCAUCUCAAUUUUUAGAUGACAAUGCUGCUAACAUUAGAGACAGUGGAAUCUAUGUUGAUCAGACAUCAGCUAGUUCAAGGUCGCGUCGAUAUCAUACGUCAGAUACAGAUUUGACAAGUUCUGAAUAUGAUCAAAAGCGUCAACAUCAAUACCAAACUCAAGUUGAUGAACCUCUAUCAAAAUCUACUUAUAAAUAUGAAACUGAGAUUUUACAACCAAAACAACUACCGCGUAUUGCCGACGAACAACAACGAAAUGUUCGACGUCAUUUAACGGGCACCUUUCAUACAGACACGAAUACAACUCCUGGCACAUUGUCCGAUUAUGAUAAUUUAGCCAAUUAUCGUUCAGGUGGUACAACGACAACUACAACUGCACGUAUCCCGACAAAACAAGUACCGAUAACAACGCAAUCUCGUGCAAAACCUCUUAUACUAAAUGAAAUUGAAACAAUUGAAACCGAGACACAUGUUCAAUUUGAAAUGAAUCGAACGAGAGAAAUAAAAGAAUCAACAAAAACUGAACCGGCACCAAAAGGCGCACCAAAAACUAGUAAAAUAACCACAACCAAUAUCACAACACGAACACCAGAUAGUUCUUCGGAUGAAGCACUAAAAACAUCAAGAAGAGUUUUACUCAACGAAAAACCACAAUAUUAUACGGAUCAAUCAAAAACGGAUCGUAUUCCCCACACACAAACUUCUGAAACAUACAUCUCAUCAAGACCAAUCACAACUGAAAUUCAUCAAUCUUAUAAAGAAAGUGGUGCGCAUCGUUUUAGUUCAUCGCCUUCCGACACUGUUACAUAUGAAACAGGAAGACGUCCACCAUCGCAGUCAUCACAAAUUGCUCAAAAACACUCAUCACCACAACAAGAAGAACCAGUGAGAAUUGAAGAAACAUGGUUCAAACCCAUUCAGCGCGAUCGUUCUCAUGAUAGUUUAAUAACAGCAACAACGUCCGAACAUCAACGUCAUCAUCCACAACGUUCCUCCAUUCGAACUUGUAGUGCUGGUCCACGUACAAUGCAAGUAACAAGCCUCUCACCGGAUAGUCAAGUUACAUUCGGUAAAUAUGAUAGUAAUGAAAUUAUUGCCAUUGUUCGAGUACCAGAAAUGAAUCAGCAACAGACUCCUAGACCAUCUACGACUGUUGCGCGUGAAUCAUCCACUAGUCCAUUGACACAAAUUGAUCGUAAUGGUUAUUCUUCCACCCUGCGUCCAAGUGUUAGACAAACAUCAAUGAGCGAACCGGAAUUACACAUAAGAGCAAAACAAGAGGCUGAACAACAACAGACAUCAUCAAAAUAUCUUCAACAGCAGCAAUUGGUAGCAACAAGUUACAUACCAACAGCUGAGCAGCAAAAUCGUAAAACAUAUGAACGAUUACAAACGUUACAUCAGAAUGAUGCAAAACGGGAUUUAAAAUAUCUUCCAUCCGUUUAUGUUGAUCAAGAAACCGAUUCAUCAAUCAUAUCCGGAGAACCAGCUGUUAAAGGAAGACGCUCAAGAAUCGAUCCGUAUGAUAAUACAGAUGGAUAUAGGCAUGUAACUCCUCCAGUACCCCCAACACGCUCAUUAUCUUACCAUUCAGCCAUGCACGACCAAUUACAGCAACAACAACAGUAUCCUACAUCAUCUUCCAAUCUUCGUCCACAUUCAUUACAUAGUCAACAUCGUACAGCUAGUUUAGGAAAUUUAUUUGGUAAUAAUAUUGAAUUCGAAAUUGAAAUUGAAAAACGUCCUCCACAACAACCUGAAAGACCAACUGUCAUCGAGUUGAACCAGGCAACGCGUGCAAUAGUGACAACCAGUAAGGAUGGUCGAGUAUCGAUUCAAAAUGUGACUGCUCGUCCAGGAAAUACGGUCAUAAUAAACAGUGAUUUUCAUUCAUCUGAUCGUUCGCUAAAUCGUUCAAGUGGCUAUUUUUCAUCGGAUGAACUGCGUUCUCAAGGUGUAAACACAAACUAUUCGAGUGAUGAACAAUCAGGCGCAUCGAAUAAUCCACCCUCAUCAUCUUCAAAUCUUCAACAACAAGGACAACAGCAAACUCAUAUUCGUCGUUAUAACACAAAAAACACGACGGCAUCGGGUGGUGAUAGUAAUGGACAUUCAACAAAUCGUCUUCCAGCAUACUAUCGGUCGAAACACGACAAUGUUGAAAAAAUAAAUCAAAUAUUAAAUCAAUUCCGUAAUGGAAACGGAACAACAUCAUCUUCAACACCUGUUAAUACAACACCUGGAUUUAAUGAUGCUAUCGCUCAAAUAGAUGCACUCUAUAAUAAUCUCGAUAUUAAUAAUGACAAAUUAGAUAAAACCAAUGCAAGAGAUUAUUAUUCAUUCAAUCAGUUAGAACCAACAACGACGAAUGAUAAUGAUGAUACAUUGACAUCACCAACGUCUCAAAUUCAAACACCUAAAUAUAAUUUUAAUAAAUCAGGUAAAGAACGGUCGACAGACUCUCGACGAUCAGAUGUAUUAAAUCGUUUUGAUGAUAAUUUAGCUGUAAGACGAUCUAACAAUUCAAACACAUUUACAAAUAGUCCUGAUGGAAGUGGAUACAAACGAUAUUCAUCGACCGGUUUUCAACAUAUACCAAAUGAACAUGAUGCUCAGACUAAUGGAGGAGAUAGUAUUGUUCAAUUAGUUCAUGCAUCAUCAGCAGGUAUUCCACAUACACAUUCAACAAAUUCUACGAUUCAACAUUUAAUUAGUCCAUCACAUCAUCUAGCAUCAUCUUCAAAUGAUUCACCUUAUCAUCUUCAUUCACAAAAACAACGUCGACGUCAUCAUCAGAAUAACGAUGAUGAUCGACAUUCAUAUUCACAAAGUGAUUUACGUUCAUCAUCAUUUAUUGAUGAAUCACAGAAUAUGAAUAAUAACAAUAACAACAACGACAAUAGUGAUCAAUCAUUGUGGCAACCACACUCAUUAAGAACAUCCUUAACUGAUUUGCUCGUCGUUAAUAAUCCAACAACCACACCCAUUCAAUCACAAUCACUUUCCUCGUCUGGUAUUGUUGCUGAUUACGGUAGUAGUCCAACAAAUUAUUAUUCAUCUUCUUCGACUCCUCAACCAUUUACUUCACAACAGAAUCGAACAAAUCAACAAGGAUUUCGAAAUAGAACAUCCGUUAAAAUGGUUAAACAAAAAAAUGCAGCAAAAAAACGUGGUCCUCUUGAUAAUCAAGGGAUGUACAGUGAAGACGAGGACUCAGGUGAUUCUCCAUUAUCUGAUAGCGAUAGACAUCAGCGUUCAAAUUUGAAUGAAAUGACCAAUACGAGUGCAUUCAAUCAUAGUCGACAACAACAGCAUCAACAUUGA
Molecule: messenger RNA, 4350 nt
Organism: Didymodactylos carnosus
Lineage: Eukaryota; Metazoa; Rotifera; Eurotatoria; Philodinida; Philodinidae
Source: the annotation of a GenBank genome assembly